AGUGUAGCGCAGCAGUCGCCUCUUUGUGUUCAGAGAGAAAAUGGAUCCGAGCCUCAAGUUUAACGUUUAAACCCUCAAUGAUGACGUUGAGCUGUGACCCGGUCAUUAUUUUAUCCGGGUCAGAGGUUCUCCAGGCUUUCUCUGAAGGUUUCAUGGGGAGAGCCACAUGAGGCGGCCCCAGAGCAUCAGCAGCAGGUCUCUGUCUGAUCUCCUGUGGAUUUUGCAGCUUCAGCUUCAUUUCCAGUUUUUUCUGCGGAUCAAAGAUCAAACCCCUGCUGAACGCUGAUUGGCUGAGAUGACCAACCAGGUGAUGAACACCUGUGACUCGGCGGUGGGCGGAGCUCCCCCAGAGGAAGCCACUUCUCUACAGGUGUUUCCGGACUCUACUGAGCGCGCUCCUAAGCUCUGCCGGCGGCUGCCCUCCAUCGUGGUGGAGCCCAGCGACGCAGACCAGGUGGAGAGUGGCGAGCUCCGCUGGCCUCCCGAUGAUGUCACACAGCGCCACCAGCAGGCGGCAGGGCGACCCAUGGAGGGGGCGGAGCCUCCGGAGCUGGUAAUGGGCGGAGUCUGAUGGCUCCAGUUUUACCCAGGUGAAGAGGCGGAGCUAACACACCUGAGAUAAUUGGAAGGCUGACCUCUGACCUCCGAGUACUCAUGAUAAAAAACAACCUUUUGAUGUAUUCGUUUUAUUUUUAUUGGUAUUUUUGGAAGAAACAUCUGAUUUAUUCUAACUCGUAUUUUUCACAGAUCAAUAAAUAGUUUGAUGAACUCUGGGCUUUUAUUUUGAAAUACCAAAACAAAGCCUUAAUUGUUCCACAAAAUGUUGGAGCUGCAGUUAUUCUUGUUCUGUAAGCAUAUUAUGAGUUAUUUAUUGGUUUGCUGGCUUUUCUUCCUUUUUUCAGAUCCAACAGAUUCUGAAUAUAAAAUUAUUUUUUCUCUGGUUCAUUUUAAAUAAGUUUAUUUUGUUUUUUCUGUACGUUUCCUGGUUUCCGUCCUCAGUCUAAUCAGCUGCUGUUUCUGUUUCCCAGAGAUCUUCUACUGAGCUGCGACCCAAAAUUGUUUCAGCUGAAUUCAAGCCUGAUUAAAAAAACAUUGUUUUUGUUUUUUAACUGUUUUUAAAUCCUCCCAACAGGGGGCGACAUUUUCUGCAUGGGGGCGGCUUUAGGUUUUAUUUUUUAUUAAUGUUUGAUUCAGAAAUUUUCUAGAAAAAACUUGGAAAUUUCUGAGUAUG
Molecule: messenger RNA, 1231 nt
Organism: Xiphophorus maculatus (southern platyfish)
Lineage: Eukaryota; Metazoa; Chordata; Actinopteri; Cyprinodontiformes; Poeciliidae
Product: protein LBH-like
Exons: 5
Coding region: 296-571 (91 amino acids)
Source: RefSeq, a predicted model, not a curated record